Messenger RNA from Drepanopeziza brunnea f. sp. 'multigermtubi' MB_m1, 2856 nucleotides. RefSeq lists its product as uncharacterized. Lineage: Eukaryota; Fungi; Ascomycota; Leotiomycetes; Helotiales; Drepanopezizaceae. The record is from RefSeq and is a predicted model, not a curated record.
AUGGGAGCCUCUUCGAGUAAGCCUGCCAAUAUGGAGGUCGAGCCCGACGAUACCCGCGAGAAUAGAGCAAUCAAGCAUCUCCAACAACUGUGCGCGCAGUUCAUCACCGGCGCAUGCACCCAGCCGGGAUGCCGCGAACCCCUCGUGUCUGAUCCCGAGACACAUUACGCAAGAUGGUCAGCUGGAGCACAGGAGAUUCCACCCCGCACCCAACUUUCCGUAAUGGUUUGUGCAAAUGGUCACUUGGUUUGCGUUGGCUGUGGAAAGGAACCCACCAUCGACCCGAACAAACACCACUUCACGACCUUGGGGGUCAUCAACCAUUGCUGCGAUGCUGGUAGAAUCUCUACCGUCUACUUCCUCCUGGCUCGAUUUGAUGAGGCUCACGUGCGAUGGGCCGAGCAAAAUCGAGAAAAGGCUGCCAAAAACGCCAAAUCGAGAAAGUCAGCGAAGAAGGCUCUCGGACAUGGAAAGAAGGCUCUCGUCGCUGGAGUAGGAUAUGGCAUGGACUCCGGAAUGAACGGCUUCGGAAAUUUUGAAUAUGAUACUGAUGAAGAAGGUUACGAGGUUGAGUAUUUCCCCCAUCAUCGCCCUCUCCGACGAGACAAUAAGGAAGACGAGCGAGAGGAAGAGCAGAUGGAGAAAGAUAUUCUAAUGAGCGACACGGUCAAACUCCUCAUUGCUUGUCUGCCUGAUUUCUCGUCCGACGCCUCCGCAGAGCUUAACAUGUUCCGAUUGAGCACCCUAUUUGACAAGCUUACAGAGAUGAUUCGAAACGAUUCGAUCGUAGAUAUCACGGAGAGAUUCGACGUCUACAACUCGAUUACAGCAUUCAUUGAGAAGAUUGCACGCCACGAUGAACUAGUCCAACUCCUUUCCGAGGAGCGACCAAUCAUUGUAGAUCACCCCGGAAUCAAAUCCCUAGCUUUUACACCGGCGAACUCGACUUACAGUUCUCCAAAGACUUAUUGUUCUGCCCCAUUCGUCGGUAGUUACGGUAAUACGUUCCUUCAGGCCAAGACUUUUCUCAGUAUGACCCAAAAGACUAAAGCCAAGUCCGACACUCCUGCCACCUUCAAGAAUACCGAGCUUCUGCUGUCGAACAUGGUAGCCUGCUUCCAGAUGCUUGAUAGAACAGUCAAAAAGCCAGACCCUGCCCCUCAAAAGGAUCCCGAGGUCGAGGCAAUCUGGUCCCGAUUCGCAGAGGAGAAUAGACUUACUUUUACGGAUGAGGUCUUGUGCAAUCACCGAAAUGAGAUCGAGUUCAACACCGUCCAAUCCUCAAACAGAGGCAGAUUGAACACAAUCAGCAAGGAGAUCGCUACUAUGAAGACUUCGUUGCCGCCUGGAGUGUUUCUCAAAGUAGCCGAGUCCCGGUCAGAUGUCAUGAAGGUUCUUAUGAUUGGUUCGGAGGGAUCACCCUAUGCUGGAGGACUGUUCACUUUUGAUAUCUUCCUGGACUCAAAUUAUCCGCAACGGCCACCAAGAAUGACAUUCGUGAUGAAGGGCAACGAUGACGACGGUGAAUCAUUCAACCCAAAUCUCCACCUUGGAACUGGCACCGUUUGCUUGUCUCUUCUCAAUACUUGGCCUGGUCAUCCCUCCGAAGCUUGGCAGCCUGGUCGAAGCACAAUUCUCUCCGUCUUGGUCAGCGUUCAAGCCAUGAUUCUCGGUGCACCCCUGCCUUGGGAAAACGAGCCAGGACAUGAAGGCAGUGGCCCAACACCCACGGUCUUAUCGCACAAGUCCCGCGUGCAGUCUCGAACAAUCAGAUUCGCCAUGAUCGCAUGGCUUGAGAACAAGUUCGAAACUUCCCACGAACACGUCUGGAAGGAAAUCAGUCAGACUUACUGGAAACACAAUGGAACAAAAGUGCUGCAAUACGUGAAGGAGUGGGUUAAGGAGACUCCGGGGCUACUCUGCUAUGGGCAGACCGAUUACUGGGCUCGUAUGCGUCAUCUGAAAGUGGAAGCUGCCCCAUCUCCACCCACGUGCAAUUUGGUCGAGAAGCUUUCAACCCUACUGGGAAUCGAAUACAAGGCAACCGAAUUUGAGGCGCAAAUGCGUUCGGCUUUGGCCCAAACCAAGCGCAAGGGCAAGGCACCGGGCGGCUCUGCGAAGAAGAUGAAACUUGAGUCCAAGAACGCUGGAUCUAUCUCUGUCGCUGCCAAAAAGUGGGUUUACACAGGCCAAACAACACAGAAGGUGGUCAAAAAAGCUUGCAAGGACUUUGGCAUCGGUUUCAAGGGCACGAUCGCAGCAAGUGUUGAGCGACUAGAGGCUCAUGUGAAUGAGGACCUAGAGAACAAGGACGCGAAGCUUGUUCUGGAAUGGGGCGAGAAGCAAGCCAAUCCAUCCGCGGCAGGUCAUCAAACGGCUUCUCAACCAUACGGCUGGAUUAACGAGGAAGGACAGCUAUUGACCGACGAAGAGGUCACUGAUUGGGCCCAGAAGCAAAAAUCAAGUCCUGCAGUUCCGGGAGUGCAGAAGAUUACAAUUCCUGCAGGGCUGAAGUCGAUUGCCUUGGCGAAGGCUGAAGACAUCAUGGCGUUCAUGAAACACACAGGUCAGACCUUUGUCCCUGCACCAACGGGGUGGGCUCACCUCGCUGUGGCAAUUGCAGUCCCUAUUCACGCUAGCCAACAGGGACUGGUCAUACCCAUCAUCCCUGGAGCACCGAUCCUAUACAACGCUAAUAUUACCCCGACGCCUGCUACUACUUCUGCUACCGGCAUUGCUCCUCCUGCUGUCGCACCACCACUCAAGAUAAUGAAUUCCAUCUGGUCGAGCGAGAGUGCAACCGAGGAAGAUUACUACUCAGACAGUGACGAUUGCGGAACAGAAGAGCUCGAAUGA